This is a messenger RNA of Drepanopeziza brunnea f. sp. 'multigermtubi' MB_m1, 1617 nucleotides long. RefSeq lists its product as uncharacterized. NCBI's taxonomy places the organism in Eukaryota, Fungi, Ascomycota, Leotiomycetes, Helotiales, Drepanopezizaceae. Gene Ontology annotation, biological process: protein deneddylation. The record is from RefSeq and is a predicted model, not a curated record. Gene Ontology annotation, cellular component: COP9 signalosome.
AUGUCUGAUGACGAUGAUUUCAUGCAAGACUCGGACCAGGAGGGAUACGACUUUGAAUACGAAGAGGACGACGACGAGGAGGGUGGUGAUGUCGAUAUCGAAAACAAAUAUUACAAUGCCAAGCAGAUGAAGAUAAACGAGCCAGAAGCCGCCAUCGAAGAGUUCCUAGGAGUCCCGGCGUUAGAGCAGGAGAAGGGCGAUUGGGGAUUUAAAGGUCUGAAGCAGGCAAUCAAGCUGGAGUUCAAGCUUGGGCUGUAUGACAAGGCUGUCGAACACUACAAGGAACUCCUCACCUAUGUCAGAAGCGCCGUCACCCGAAACUAUUCCGAGAAAUCCAUCAAUAAUAUCCUGGAUUACGUAGAGAAGGGUGCUGAGGACCUUGCGGCAGGACAAUGUUUGGAAGAAUUCUAUUCUCAAACCCUGAAGUCCUUUCAAAGUACCAACAACGAACGACUCUGGCUGAAGACCAACACCAAGUUGGCAAAGCUCUAUCUGGACCGAAAGGACUAUGCCACUGUUACGAAGAAGUUGCGGGAGCUACACAAGGCCUGCGAGCGGGAGGAUGGUACUGAUGAUCCGAGCAAGGGGACAUACUCGUUGGAGAUUUACGCUCUCGAGAUUCAAAUGUACGCCGAGACCAAGAACAACAAGCAACUGAAGAGACUGUACGAGCGAGCUCUGAAGGUCAAGUCCGCAGUACCGCAUCCGAAGAUCAUGGGCAUCAUUCGGGAAUGUGGUGGCAAGAUGCACAUGAGCGAGGAGAACUGGAAGGAUGCUCAGAGUGACUUCUUCGAGUCGUUCCGCAACUACGACGAGGCUGGAUCCCUGCAACGAAUCCAGGUCCUCAAGUACUUGGUGCUCACGACGAUGCUGAUGAAGUCCGAUAUCAACCCCUUCGAGUCCCAAGAGACGAAGCCCUACAAGAACGACUCGCGUAUCGCAGCUAUGACCGAGCUUGUGGACGCUUACCAACGAGAUGACAUCCACCAAUACGAGUCGGUUCUCAAGAGCAACAUGGACCUCCUCUCCGACCCCUUCAUCGCCGAGAACAUUGACGAAGUAACACGCAACAUGCGUACAAAGGCUGUUCAGAAGCUCAUUGCACCCUAUACACGCUUCAACAUCGCGUUCAUCGGCAAGGCGCUCAAGAUUCCCGUCUCCGAAGUUCAAGACAUUCUGGGCUUCCUGAUCGUCGAUAAGAAAGUCAAGGGCAAGAUCAACCAACAAGACGGCACCGUCGAAAUCGAAGAUAACAGCGACGCGGAACGCCUCCGUGCCCUCUCCGAAUGGACUUCCGCUGUCGACGCGCUUCACAAGACCCUCUUUUCUGACGGCGAAGGCUUUAAGACAUCGGAUAUCCCACAAAUCGGUGAUGAAUCGCUCAGCAGGAUCCCCAUGAAGGCGGGCUUUGUCCCCACGACCAGUGGUAUAAAGAGAGGCCGAGGCGGCAAGAAGAUGUCGGGAUUUGGUAGUGCACCUCCUCUUCCAGCCUUCACGGGCUCUUCUAGUGCCGAGUUUGCGAAUACCCUGUCGAACCUUCAACUGCUAUCCACCGGUACAUCACAUAGUUUUGGUGGCUUUACCCCCGCGGAGCUCGGGCCCCAACACGAUAAUUGA